AUGUCUGCCGUCAAGUAUCUCUAUAAAUAUGUGACCAAAGGCCCUGAGAGAGCCAACAUGACUGUUGCUCUUGAUAAUGGCGAUGCUCCACAAGAUGUGAACGAAACCAAUGAAUUCCGCGAUUCCAGAUACGUAUCUGCCUGUGAGGCCCCUCUGGAGGAUAUUCUCCUUCCCACUCCACGGACUUUGCCACCAACCUCAUGGGGGCGGUUCAGGCUGAAUAGUGAGGACCGACAGUACCUGUAUUCCGAGAUCCCCCAAGCACUACACAUGGAGCCAGCGUACGCACCGCUGGAGAGCCCGACGGCGAGGACCCCUCCGACACCAUCGGCCGACUGCACUGCAGUACGCGGUCCCAAACUUUGCGAGCAGCGUGGAUCGUGA
This is a messenger RNA of Gamsiella multidivaricata, 384 nucleotides long. RefSeq lists its product as uncharacterized. The record is from RefSeq and is a predicted model, not a curated record. The transcript has 2 exons. Bases 1 to 384 code for a protein of 127 amino acids. NCBI's taxonomy places the organism in Eukaryota, Fungi, Mortierellomycota, Mortierellomycetes, Mortierellales, Mortierellaceae.